Cottoperca gobio is the source of this 2980-nucleotide messenger RNA. RefSeq names its product mitochondrial poly(A) polymerase (gene mtpap). The record is from RefSeq and is a predicted model, not a curated record. The coding region runs from base 38 to 1720 and encodes 560 amino acids. Gene Ontology annotation, cellular component: mitochondrion. Gene Ontology annotation, molecular function: poly(A) RNA polymerase activity. The transcript is spliced from 9 exons. Lineage: Eukaryota; Metazoa; Chordata; Actinopteri; Perciformes; Bovichtidae. Gene Ontology annotation, biological process: RNA 3'-end processing.
ACGCGCAUGCGCCUUUCCGCUUCUUUUUGGAGCAGCAAUGGCGUCCUCCUUGGCAGUGUGCAGGUUACAUAUGAUGGGAAGAGGCAACCUCGUGAAGUGUCUACAGAAGGUCGAUACAUUUCUGAUUAGGAAUAUUGGAACAAACGUUGCUUUGCAAGAAGAAAGGGAUGGAUGCAAAUCUUUGUAUGCUGUCCAGGCAGAGAGACUAGAUCAGGCAGAGAGAUCUGUUCUCAUCAGCUGCAACUCCAGAACCAAUGAGAAAAAGUUCCUCAAGUUCCUAUCAACACAUGGAAAUAUCAAGAAGUACUUCUUUUAUGAAAGCUAUGGAACGCAUGCCGUGGUGGAAUUUGCCAACCGGGAAAGUGUUGCCUCAUUAUUUGAGAUCACCACCAUCCCUAGCAUCAGCCAUGAAUCCUUGGUGCCUUUUAAAUCGAGACUGCUUACACUGAGGAACCUCGGCUUAGAUAAUUUACCAAACCAGCUAUCGGGCCAACAGAGCCAUUCACAAACCACCAUUCCCAUCAACCAGCUAAUACAGAAUCUGUCCGGAGAAGAAAGUAUGGACCAACAGAUAAUCUCCCUGACAAAAGCCUUUCAGCUAACAGAGGAGAACAGCCGACUGCGUUUUCUUGUCUGCUCUCUGCUCAAGGAUAUUGCUGCUGCUUUUUUCCCAGAAUGCACCAUCAAGCCAUUUGGCUCUUCCGUGAAUGGCUUUGGAAAGCUGGGCUGUGACCUGGACAUGUUUCUGGACCUGGAUGGAAUCAGUGGGAGAGAUACAAAGCUGCUAAAAUUAGGUAUGUCCUUGGAGUACCAGAUGAAGAUGGCCAACUCGGAGCGGGCCGUCACACAGAGCAUCCUGACAGUCAUCGGGGAGUGUGUGGAUCAGUUUGGGCCUGGCUGCGUCGGAGUGCAGAAGAUUCUCAAUGCACGAUGCCCCCUGGUCCGUUUCGCCCACCAGCCCUCUGGUUUUCAGUGUGACCUCACAGCCAACAACAGGGUGGCGAUGAAGAGCACAGAGCUGCUCUACCUGUACGGAGAGCUGGACCCUCGGGUGCGUUACCUGGUGUUCACCGUGCGCUGUUGGGCCCGAGCUCAAGGCAUCACCAGCAGCAUCCCCGGGGCCUGGAUCUCCAACUUCUCCCUCACCGUCAUGGUGCUGUUCUUCCUGCAGAAGAGGAGCCCUCCUAUUAUCCCAACCGUGGACCAACUCAGGGACCUGGCAGGUCCCGCAGACAAGAGUGUGAUUGAGGGGAACGACUGCACGUUUGUCAGCGACUUCAGCAAGAUCCAGCUCCAGAGCAACACAGAAACACUCGAGCAACUGCUGUGUGAAUUCUUUGAGUUCUACUCCACCUUUGCAUUCAAAAGGAUGUCAAUAAAUAUCCGAAAGGGCAAAGAGCAGAACAAGCCUGAGGUAUCCCCGCUGCACAUCCAGAACCCGUUCGAAACCACUCUGAACAUCAGCAAGAACGUCAACGCCACACAGCUAGACCGUUUUGUGGCUGUGUGUCAGGAGAGUUCCUGGCUGGUCCAGCAGAAUAAAAAACCCACACCUAGUGCUGGUAUUAAAGGAAAUGCUUUCGCACCUUGGGGACUAUCUAGCCUCCUUCUGCCCUCCCAGGUUGAAGGGAUCAAAAGGAAAGGAAAGAAAAGGAAAUGGGAGCCGGCCAGUGACAGGAUCAAGAACUUGCUGGAAUCCUUGAAGAAUAAAAAUCAGUAAAAGAAAAGAGACUCCUGGGGGAUGUCAGAAAUGUGCUCCAUCCGCUUGAUUAUCUCUUUAACUCGAGCCUUGGUGGACAUCUUCUGGUUUUAUUGUCUGGUGUCUCACUGUGGAGGCCAGGAGCAGCUUCAGCAGUUGAAUUCAUCUGCUGGAAUAUAGUUCCAAACAAGGACACUGGAGGGUGUUACUGAGGCCUGUAUGUGCAUAUGUUUGGGACCUGGAAUAAGUGUGAUUACUGUGUACUUUACUGUAGACUUGCCUACUCUAUUGUAAUUAAAGCCUGUGGAAACUGAUGCAAAUCAGAUGCUCAUAGUAAUGAAAACUGUAGAUUGAUUUACAGGUUAAUUUGAUUCAAAAUCUGUUGAACAUAGAUGUUAUGAUUUACACUGAUUACUAACAUCUGUUAACACCUCAAGCAAAAUUACUAUGGAUGCAUGUUUUGUAUUAAUGUUACGAUACAGAUGGAAUAAUCAAGAUUUUAUAGCAAACUGAAAACACUGGGUUUGUUUAUUAUGGCGCUCCAAAACUGACAGAAGGCAGUAAAAGGGUAUUGGAUGCAUCACAAAUAUAACUGAAUACAUCAGUACUACCAUAUUUAUUUCACAAUUCUUUAUCUCUGACUAGCUCAUUUUAUUUUUGAACUCUUGUUAUGUAAUGUCAUACUAAAGCAAAUCGAGGACUGCAAGGCAAGUUAGCUUACUAAGCACACUAAGCACCCACCUUUUCAAUUAUAGCAACUUAGCUGAAGCUAACUUUCAUCAUAAAUCUACACUAGACCAAGUUGAUGGUUAAAGUUGAUCAUUCAUACCACAUACAGCUGUAGCGUCGUGGUAUAAACUCUUGUAACUGUAGCUAAAGCAUUUUUAGCUGGCAAGCUAAGGGUAACAAGCCUCUAUGCUAACUAGCCAUUCACAGACACUAUACACUCUCCAUAACGUCAUCUUCCUGAAUAAGUUUGUGGAAACAGUCAUUUAAUGCUAUCAAUUAUUGAGUUAGCUUCAGCUAGCUAUGUACAGUUGCUAGCUGAAAAGGUGUUUGUUUUUUUAGGGCCUUUCAGGGUUUAUCUGUGUUCAUGUAUGCUAGCUAGCCACGUAGUCUGGUGAUCUAAUCUGAAACAUCUCUAAGAAUAAGGUACAUCUGAAAUUAUCCUUGGGGAAUAUAUAGGUUUAAUUUGUGUUCUAAACCUAUUGGUGGUAAAGGAAAACAAUUUUACCAAUUAAAUGGAGAUUAAAGUAUAUUUGUUUUUACACUGCAUUUGAA